AUGAACGCCAUUGACGUGUUGUUAAAAAUUUUAAUAUUCUUCGUCGCAAUUCAAAGUCACAGCAGUAAGUCAGAAUCAUCUUUGGAAAGCCAAAAGUAUUUCAAGAAAAUUAAAGAUCAUGGUAAGCAUGCAUAAUGCAACAUUCAAAAUUCAAAUAUUAUGAGUACAGUUGUAUAUUCACAGUGUAUUCAUCGAAAGAUAUAGUUUUUCAUUCUUUGUCUUACAAAAUUAAUUUCAACCAAGGUAAUAUAUCACUGACAUUGAUCUUAUUGAAUAUUUCAGAACUAACAGUUUACAAAAUAUAAAAUAAAUUAAAUGAUAAAAACCCCAGUUUGUGCUAGACUUAGCACCAAGCCUGACCAGCCUCGUUUUGGUGCUUUUUGCAUGCACAUUUCAAAGAGCUAUAAUUUCCCUUGAGUAAGAUGGAUUACUUUAAUCUUAAACUCUCACAAUUUUCCUUAAAAAUAUGCUUCUUUUCAUGGAAAAUCUAUCCUGGUAAUGCAUAAAAUAAUAAAGGAAUACCAAAUGAUUUUCCGUGCAGGAUUGCGUGAUCCAUGCACGAGGAAUGUCGCGAGACUUUCGGAAAGCGUAAAAAUACUCGAGCCGCAGGCGAAUGUAUUUUUACGCUUUCCGAAAGUCGAGCAACAUCCCAAGUUCAUGGAUCAUGCUAUCCUGCUUGGAAAACCAUUUGGUAAUUGUUUUUUAAAAUAACUACAGUGAAACAAUGACAUUUUGAGAAUCUCGCGAAAAUCCCGCGAAGGCAUUUUAAUUCCUCGUGCAGGAUAGCCUGAUCCGGCCUGCACGGCUAUUGACCAAUCAAAUUGCGUGUUUCACUGUAGUUAUUAUAUAACGCGUGUGGCGGCUAGUUUUCUUAUCCGUGGAUCAAUAUGCAAGAAGAAAGUUCUGAUGAUUGUAAAAAGCGAAGUAUUCAAUUUACAUAUACUGGAUGAAACAACACAAAAUGACAGAUGUUUCAUUUUUCACGAAAUUAAUUAAAGAUCAUGAAACCUGUAUCAUAAAAACAUAAAUUUUAUAUUUCUUAACUCCAUUUGAAUUAAAUUAAAUUGGUCAAUAGCCGUGCAGGAUCAGGCUAUCCUGCACGAGGAAUUAAAAUGCCUUCGCGGGAUUUUUGCGAGACUCUCAAAAUGUCAUUGUUUCACUGUAGUUAUUUUAUAAAAAAAUUACCAAAUGGUUUUCCAAGCAGGAUAGCACGACCCAUGCACUUGGGAUGUUGCUCGACUUUCGGAAAGCGUAAAAAUACAUUCGCCUGCGGCUCGAGUAUAAUUAGUUAUUGGUUUAAUUAUUCAUAUUACCUAAUUUUCAAUAACUUAGGCUAUACAUUUGCCUUUUUUAUUGGUAUAAGGAAGCAUAUCCUGUAUCAAUGUAUGGCGUUGCUCUUCAAAAGUGAACACUGAGAUCGUACAGACUACUAUAGGGGAAUGCUAUAUGGGGGGGGGGGGUGAACCUCUCACACUCACCGAUAAACCCGAAUUAAGAGGGGCUUCAGUGGCGCAGUUGUCAGAGCAAACGCCUUUCACCAAUGAGGAAGUGGGUUUGACUCUCGCUACGAACUCAUGUGAAAAGGGUCUGCCAACGCUCUUCUGAAAUCGUGGGUUUUCUCCGGGCACUCCGGUUUCCUCCCUAAGUAAGCUGAAUAAUAGAAAUGUAAUAUCAUAUACUAGUGUGUGUAUAUCAUUCAGGUUUAUAUAUAUAUAUAUAUAUAUAUAUAUAUAUAUAUAUAUAUAUAUAUAUAUAUAUAUAUAUAUUAUCAUGUUUUAAAGUGCUAACUUGAGUUGCCCUGUAUUAUCGAUCUAUAUAUAUUAUCUAUAGGUAGCAAUGUUCCAUAGCAAUGUUCGCUGAGCGUACUUAUUUUUUAUGAAGCUGUAAUAACGAAUUUAUUAUAAUUUAUUAUACUUAAUAAUAGAUUUCAAUUUCUCUCCAGAAGACAAACACUUAAACCUGGUUCACACUAGCAAUCUUGUCGGCAAUGUUUCUCCUCUUGGCAAAUGUGAUAAAAUGAAUGACGUCCAAAAGACUUAAAAUUGUUUACUUCUGAAAAGCGACUUUUUCUUUUGUGUGCGAGUUCACUCAUUUGCAUAGGUCAGAAACACAAAAUCGCCGACAAUAUUGCUAUAGUGUGGACCAGAGUUCAUGCACGGAUUAUUCUCGCACAUUUUGAAGCAGCAAUCAUUAUCUAGUGACGCAUUAUUUAUCUUUAAACAGAUAAAGUAUACGAAAUGAAUUUUAACCGCAGAAACAAAUUUAAAAUUGACUUUAAUUUCAAAAUUGGGCGUCCGAAAAUUAGUAACGUCAAGGAAUUAUAUAUAUUAAUAAGUUCACUUAUCAUAAAUUCAUAUCGGUUAAUUUGAUUUUUUCUCCGCGCGAUAUUAUACACCAAUAUGCCGAUAUCUUGCAAUUUAUAUUACUUUAUAUAAACCAUUCGAAAAAUUCUCGUUUGAAAAAUUACACAAUAUUUUUUUAUUGAAUUUGACCGGUCCAAUCUGCAUUGUGGUAAUUAUAAAACUAUUGUGUAUAAUUUUUCAAACGAGAAUUUUUCGAAUUUAGCACUAUUUACUGUGCUGUUCAAUACAUUGCAUGAUCCUGCUUUGACGGACAAAAUUUCGAACGAGCGGAAUGAUAUUUGGUAGGAAAGUAAAUCACUAGCUAGGAUUAAAUUGAAAAUCCAAUUAAAGAACUAGAUCUUGAUUUAACGAGAUUAUUAUGGCUGCUUAAAGUUGAAUGCAUCAAUCUUUUUUUUUGGAUGACUGCAUGAGCCUUUUUUAAGAAUUCGUCAGUGAGGGGGGGGGGGCAUCUACAUACAUACAUAAUCAGGAUUUAGUAACAAAUGGCUCUCCCGAAAUAAAUUGCAACUUCACACAAAAAAGACUUAAGCAAUGUUUAUAGGAUCACCCUAUAACUUAAAAAACAAAGUUGGUAAUGAACAGGUUAUGAUAAAUGAUAAACCGGUUACUCGAUAUUCCUCUUUUCCAUGUUAGGGAGUAGAAAUAGAUGAAAGAAUGAGCUGGGAAAACCAUAUAGACACAAUAUGUAGGAAAGUUGGCUCCGGUAUUGGAAUCAUCAAAAGAGUAAAGCCGUUUGUACCGUCCGAAACACUACAAAAUUUAUAUAAUUCUCUCGUUCUCUCAUAUUUUGACUAUUAUUCAUCUUUAUGGGAUAAUUGUGGAAGCAUGCUCAAAGAGAAAUUACAAAAACUACAAAAUAGGGCGGCAAGAAUUAUGACAGGUGCCAAUUAUGAUGUCAGGUCGACAGAUUUGCUCCAUGCUAUGUCAUGGAAAAAUCUGAACGACAGACAUAAAAUGAAUAAAUCGGUCCUGAUGUUUAAAAUAUUAAAUAACCACUCAGCUCCGAACUUAAAGGAUAAAUUUAUAACAAGGGACAUAAAUGUUAGUACUAAUUAUAAUCUCAGAAAUGCUGAUAUGAAUCUUUUAGUUCCUAAUCCACGUACUGAAUAUUUAGAAAAGAGUUUUUGAUAUUGCGGGGCUGUUCUAUGGAAUAGUUUACCUACGCAGGCAAAGCAAACAGAAUCCUUAAGUAUCUUCAAAAAUUUGAUAAAAUAAUGUGUGCAACAGAGUCAGACAUUGAAUAAUCUUGUUGUUUUUUAACUUUUUAUCUACGUAUUUGUUAUUCUGUGUUAUUCUAUUUCAUAUUUAAUUUAUAUUAGUUUUUAGAAUGUAAUUUGUGUGACGCCCCUCAUGAAAUCAUCCAUGGGUGAUGAGGGAAGUGUGGUUAAAUAAAGUUCUACUACUACUACUACUACUACUACUACUGUACUAGGUGUGGAGAAAUGAUUGAUGGUUGUUAAGGUCCAUACAGACCGAACGCGAUUGGACAACGCGACGCGAAUUUUCAGAUAAGUACUAUGGACUGAAUACCAUAGACUGAAUCUUCAGAUAAGUACUAUGGUAUGUUUAUGUAAAUACAAUAUCUCGACUUCAACAACUCAAAUCUAUAAACAGCAAUAAGCUAUCCACUGGUAAUUUUUUAAAAGCUAAAGUAUUUACAACACAGUGUUUAGUAUGUUUAAAAAGCCAUUGGAUCAUUUGCAUGAAGAUGAAAGACACGAAAUAAGAUUCACAAAACAAGGUUCAGUUACUAAAAUAUAAAUAAAACCUCGCCUCUAAAUUCCAUUUUCUUCCAAUGUUUUAUAUUUUCGGGAGAAGAAAGGGACCUUAAUUUGGGCGAAGGAGGGAAUGAUUAACUCUGGGGGCAUCACGGGGCGUGGCUUUCGUCCGGUUGCAUGAGUUGAUUGGCAUUUGACCGCAUUGCCGUCUAUACAGGAUGUAUAAAAAAACUGACCAGAUUUGAAAUUGCUCUCAAUUUCGCAAAACAGCUAUUAGUAUCCAGUUUUUUAUAUAUAUAGCUUCUUUGGGUUCUUUUAAUGUAAAAUAAUGAAAAAAAAUUCUCGAGCUCAAAUUUUGUAAACCAGGGGAUUUGGGCACAAAAUUAAAAAGUUUCAAUCGUAUUUUGAAUUAAUGGGUGAAAAUGUGUUGCAUGUUCAAUUGCUGCACGAAAUUUCAGACAAUUUGCUUCACUUUAAAGGCGGAUUUCCAGUCCUCGCACGAAGCUCCUCGCAGCUCGCUGCGAGUGCAUGCAUGAGCACUUUCAUCCAAUCACAAUGUUAAACAGUUAAUUUUAAUUAGAUGCAAGCACUCCCAGCGAGCUGCGAGGAGCUUCGUGCGAGGACUGGAAAACCACCUUAAGCCCUUUAACUAUUCACGCAAACUUAAACUAAAAAAGCAGUAAAUUAUGCUUAAUUAAUGCAUUUGGCUAAUUUGCAUAUUGCAGCAAUAUGUCAAUUAGGUAAAGCUAAGGCAUUAAUUAUACGUGAAAAAGGCUGAUUUUCUAGGAAGAAAUGAAUGGUUAAAGGGGCUUAAACUAAAGCAAACUGUUUGAAAUUUUGUACUGUAAUUAAAAGCCAACAAAUGUUCCAUCCUUAACUCAAAAUACGAUUAGAGCUUUUAUAUUUUGCGCGUAAGCCAUUUUUAGUUUGUUGGAACCCCCCCCCCUGGUUUACCAAAUUUGAGUUCAACUAUUUUUUCCUCAUUAUUCUACAUUAUGGGUACUCAAGAAAUUUAAUAUAUAUAACAAAAACUUGAUACCACGAGUUGUUUUCCGAAAUUGAGAGCAAUUUCAAAUCUAUAUUCAGUUUUCUUAUACACCCUGUAUAGCUAAUGCAUGCUCACAUAUAUAAAUAAAGGCCGUUUUUCACUAAGAGAAUUUGUUCGCUUGAAGCAAUCUCUCUCCCUUAUCGCGUGAGCAAAACAAAUUCGCCUAGUGAAAAACAAGCUUCACCGAUAUAGAAUGGGACUCCUAUACUUCUUCUCAGUAAAUAUUUUGUCUCCACAAAUUGGACAAUUUAAUUAUCAGGCUAUUUUUACUCGUCUGAAACAAAGUGUAAAAAAUUAUUUAAAAUCGAGAACAAAAUUGAAAAAAAUAUUGUAAAAAAGUUUGCGAGAAACCCUAUGUAGUCUAGUAAAGUUUACGAAAAAUGGCUUUGAAAUCGUGAUCAAAAUACUGUUCCAAGAUUAUUACGAAAGACAAAACAGAUCAAAACAAAACUCAAGCCACACGUACGUACUGCAAAAACUCUGACUAUUUUGAUACUAAUAUUUUGAUAUAGAUAUAGUAUUUUGAGUAUACUGGAAAACUUGAGUAAUCGACCAAGUUGACGCAAGUUGAGAAGCUAAAAAUAAAUUAUUUGUAAACUUUUUAAAAAACACAGGUGACUCACUGGCACUUGAAGAUAUUAUAUCCAGCCAUAUUGUCCAUUCUGACAUUGAAUGUUCCUUGAAAUGUCUUGAAGAACAAUCAUGUGUUGGCUACAACUACAGAGCGACACCAAAGAAAAUAAAUUGUCAAAUCAGCCGCAAUACAACUCUAGAAGGAGAUACGGAAAGUCUUGUAAAUGGAGAGUGGAUGUUUUCCCAAGACUUGGAAACUUUGCCGGUUAGUAGAUUGCUUCACAUAAAACAGUAGUAAUUUUUUGUAUGCUUAUUGGUGUUAUGUAAUAAGGUGAAUAUGAUGUUUUCGAUUUUACUUUCAUUGUGCAUCCACACCGGGUAAGCUGAAACGUUUGCCUGACCAACUGUGCUACGAGGUCAAGUAGGUUCGAGUUGGUGAUAGUUCCUUCAAUAUUAAUGUAUUCCAAGAUGGUAGAACAUUGGACUAGUGUCCCAAAGGUCGCGGGUUUUAUUCCAACCGUGAUUAGGCAAACUUUUCAGCUUGCCCUGUGUGGAUGCAGUGAUGCACACUCAGAAUAACACCACAAACAUCAUACUUACAGUGGCGCCAAGCUGGCAAAGGCAACUGGUCAUACUAUGCUAAUAAACCAGCACUUAAAUAGGUUAAAGACAAUACAAUUAUAAAGGUUUGAAUAAUGCAAGUCAUAAUACACAAGUUUUUAUGCCAACGUUUUCAUUGCUAAGUUUGCGGGAAAUUAUUCUUUUAUUAUUAUUACUAUUUUCUGAAAUUUAAAAUCCUGUCUGAAUUUUGUCUAGUGGUCCCAACCCUAUUUAACUAGAAAAUAGAUGCAUGCAGAAACUCUUCGCAUUGCUGACAAAACCACUGUAUUUUGAAGUAUUGAAAGUAGUUGUCAUGGUAACACGAUAAUUUUGUUAAGAAUAUUUUUACAAGAUAUUUGCUGUGUUGGUGUAGUGUACUCAAAUGAAUAAGAUGCUUGUGAAGUUACUCUGAGUGUGAAUCCACACCGGACAGGCUUGAAAAAUAUGCCUGGCCACAGUUGGAAUCGAACCUACGGCCUUUGGAAUACUAGCCCAAUGCUCUGCCAACUGAGCUACGCGGUCAGAUCGGUUCGAGUAUACGAUAUUUCGGAACUGAGUCUUGUUCCUUCGAUAUCAGUGUAAUCUAAUAAUCAUAAUAAUUAUUUGCCGUGUUGGUGUAGUGUACUCAGGUGAAUAAGAUGCUUGUGAUGUUACUCUGAGUGUGAAUCCACACUGGGCAGACUUGAAAAAUAUGCCUGGCCACGGUGGGAAUCGAACCUACGACCUUUGGAAUACUAGCCCAAUGCUCUGCCAACUGAGCUACGCGGUCAGGUGCAAAACCCCCAAACAUAUAUAUGUUAGGUAUGUUAUUACACGUAACACAAGCUUCAAUUUAUUAAAAUAUAUAAACUGCCGUUACCGAUAAACUUUGAGCUAAUUUGAAAUAAAAUUAUUUCAAAUUCUCGCAAUCAAACAACUUUGCUUUCUUUUUUAUUUAAAAAUUUUAAUAUAUUAUAAAAGGGUAAUCAAUAAAGAAACACUGAAAAUAUAUGCUGUCUUUUUCAUUUAAAAUAAUACGUAACGAUCAGCUUUUAAAGCUAUUAUAAAGCGAACAAUACAUUAAUAUUUAAAACAAACCUACCUUCGUUAACGUCGGCGACUUUACUCCCUUCUUUUAUAGCAAUUCUUUCCUCUUUAUUUUCUUAGAAAGCUUUUGAAGUUCACAAAAUCUUGCAAAAACGAAAUAUAUUUGCAAGAAAUCAUCAAAUCAAGAAAUGUUUGCUAUUUCGCUGUCGUCACGCUGUCGUUAUAAUGCAAAUUUUAAAUUUGACCAAUCAGUGUUCGCUAUUCAUGACAGUCCGCCAUAUUUUUGAGAUCAGUGAGGAUGACCACCCACCAAACACUCGAACACCGUUGGUGACCCACGCCCGCGAUCAUUGACUUCGCUAAUGCUUUCGUUUCCCCGGGUGUAAAUAGCCGGGGGGAAUUAGGACCCUCGCCCCGGGCUUACGCCCGAAACGGCGCUGCGCGCUGUUGGCUCAGGGAUUAGAACAUGCAAAAAUCUAAAAACACAAAAACAUCAAAUGUUUAAACCAAGCAAUUUGAUUCUUUUUUAGACGUACUCUAUUGUAUCGAACAAUGAAUGGACUCUUAUUGCACGCUUCUCCAACCAUGAUUCUAAACAAUGGAUUACAGAUGGUUCAUUUUGGUAUGACAGAGACUCUCCAUAUGGAGACGCAAACAAUCCAGCAAGCAAUACCGAUAUGAUAUCUGCAGCAUUCUGGGAAUUGAAAGGAAACGAAAUAAAGAUUACAAGAAGUGAUGAUUCCAGUCACACAGCAUUACUACGGACUACUUCCAACUGUCUUCAAGGUAGGUUAAUUGGUAUUUUGAUACUUUCGGGCUCCGUUUUUGAGCUGACGCAGUGGAUCAUUAUAGCUGGUAUCAAAUGA
Molecule: messenger RNA, 8194 nt
Organism: Paramuricea clavata
Lineage: Eukaryota; Metazoa; Cnidaria; Anthozoa; Malacalcyonacea; Plexauridae
Source: the annotation of a GenBank genome assembly